Molecule: messenger RNA, 618 nt
Organism: Triticum urartu
Lineage: Eukaryota; Viridiplantae; Streptophyta; Magnoliopsida; Poales; Poaceae
Source: RefSeq, a predicted model, not a curated record
CUUGUCUCAAAAAAAAAAAGUCCAGUCCAGUCCACCCCAUCGGCGAGAGAGGGGAAGCGCAGGUGGGUGCGUGAUGGCCGCCGUCGCCGGAGCCGGAGGAGGCGACGAGAUGCUGCUGCGGCGCUCGCGCCGGCGGCUGCCCCUCGCCGACCUCACGAACCUCUCCUCCGCCACCUCCGCCAUCACCCGCCUGAAGCGCAAUCCCCAGCACCGCACGAGCCCCGCCAGCAGCGCCAGCAGCAUUGGCUCCUCCACCGUUCCCCGCAUCCCCACGCCUCCUCCGCCCGCGGCCCUCUCCGUUUCUACGACUAAGGGCAAGGAUAAAUCCACAAGGGAGCUUCAAAGUUCCAAUACUCAUCUAAACAAGAUUCAAAAGAUCAGUAAACCUAAGGUGAAGACUGGAGGCGUGCUACCUGGGACGUCAUCUCCUCCUAGCAAAAACACAAGGAAGAUAACAAGGAAAGAGCAGCCGCGCACAGAGUCUUUGAUCUCCCCCUUGUAUGCCUCUAGUAAAACAAAGGCGAAGACUAGUGGAGACGUGCUGCCUGGGGCAUCAACACCUCCCAGCAAAAAGAUAAUGAAGGUAACAAGGGAAGAGCAGCCGCGCACAGAGCCUUU